GCCCAUCAGCUCGCCUCCGCAAGGGAUCACUUCCGUCUCGGGGAUCAAUUUCCGCCCAGCGCGCCCCAGACUCUCGCGCGGGUUGGAGCCAAGAUGGAGGAGUACGCGAGAGAGCCGUGCCCCUGGCGAAUUGUGGAUGACUGUGGCGGUGCCUUCACCAUGGGCACCAUAGGUGGCGGCAUCUUCCAGGCCUUCAAAGGUUUUCGAAAUUCUCCAGUGGGAAUAAACCACAGACUCCGAGGAAGUUUGACAGCCGUUAAAACCAGGGCUCCACAAUUGGGAGGUAGCUUUGCAGUUUGGGGAGGACUGUUUUCCAUGAUUGACUGUAGUAUGGUGCAAAUAAGAGGCAAAGAAGACCCCUGGAACUCCAUCACUAGCGGUGCCUUAACGGGAGCCAUCUUGGCAGCAAGAAAUGGACCGGUAGCCAUGGUUGGCUCAGCUGCGAUGGGUGGCAUUCUCCUAGCUUUAAUUGAAGGAGCUGGUAUCCUGCUGACAAGAUUCGCCUCUGCACAGUUUCCUAAUGGCCCUCAGUUUGCUGAAGAACACUCCCAGUUGCCUUCCAGCCAGUUGCCGCCCUCACCGUUUGGAGACUACCGACAGUAUCAGUAGGACUUGGUGCCCGGGAUUCCUGGAACCGGGUGGACUGUAGUUCAGUAGGGUCUCAGAAGAUCAAGUUACAGCCUGUUUAAAGCCUUAGGUGGGACACCGGCGGCCAGUCGGGCCAUGAAGAGACAUUUAACACAUUUUUCUAUUUAAAAGAGACUCAAGAGGGUGGAAAAGAUACUGAGUUUAUUUAUUCAUGCUUGGAUUGCAUCUGUGAUCAAAAUAAAUGUCUAAUAUCACUUAAAGAAUGUAUAUGAGCUUAGAAGAUAAAGGACCAAAGGCCAAAUAACAGUGAAACUCGACCAUCAUUCCUUCGGGACUUCUCUGCCUGGUGUUUUGUGUUCAGUUAUUCAAACAAUAAACGGCUCUGGGACCUUUCCUUUUAAAGUUACAGAGUUCUGCCUUUCG
This is a messenger RNA of Mastomys coucha (southern multimammate mouse), 1011 nucleotides long. It is a transcript of the gene Timm17a, whose product is annotated as translocase of inner mitochondrial membrane 17A. Gene Ontology annotation, molecular function: transmembrane protein transporter activity. NCBI's taxonomy places the organism in Eukaryota, Metazoa, Chordata, Mammalia, Rodentia, Muridae. Gene Ontology annotation, cellular component: TIM23 mitochondrial import inner membrane translocase complex; mitochondrial inner membrane. The record is from RefSeq and is a predicted model, not a curated record. The coding region runs from base 94 to 609 and encodes 171 amino acids. The transcript has 6 exons. Gene Ontology annotation, biological process: protein import into mitochondrial matrix.